This is a messenger RNA of Homalodisca vitripennis (glassy-winged sharpshooter), 1192 nucleotides long. RefSeq names its product gustatory receptor for sugar taste 43a-like. The record is from RefSeq and is a predicted model, not a curated record. Gene Ontology annotation, cellular component: axon; neuronal cell body; dendrite. Lineage: Eukaryota; Metazoa; Arthropoda; Insecta; Hemiptera; Cicadellidae. Bases 1 to 1047 code for a protein of 348 amino acids. The transcript is spliced from 5 exons. Gene Ontology annotation, biological process: sensory perception of taste.
AUGACUCUCUAUGUCGACUUCCAAGGACAACUUUCUGGAAACAUCCGCAUGUCAAGUUACACCGCUACGUUUGCUGUCGUGUUGGAUGUUGUAUCUCUCAACAUCAUGGCCCUCGUGGUAGUCGUUGAGUCCUUCAGGCAUCACAAGAAGUUCAUCGAGAUGUGUUACCUUCUGGGCAAAGUUGACCAUUCGCUCAGGUAUCAAUUGGGAUAUGGCGACCAAACCAAAGUUCUUCUUGUGCUCUCCUACAUGAUUUCCCUGUCCGUGGCCAGUCUGGUUCAGGAGUUUUACUUUGAAUACGAAGGUCGCAACUCCUUCGUCUUCUACAUCCCUGUGUUCUCCCUGUACUGUGUCGAGGCUGCUUUGUUCGUCCAGUUCACCACAAUGACUCAAGGUAUCGCUGCACGAUUCAGGCUGAUCAAUGAUGUCAUCAAAAAGACUGUGAUAAGCAAGAGUUUUGGCCAACUUUUCAGGAACCAGAGUUUCGUUAAGAUUAGUGCAAUCCAAGUUAUUUAUCCACCAAAUCAUGUUGCAGAUGAUAAUUCUUGUCUCUCCAACCUCAGAGAACUGAUAGACCUUUACUGGUUGUUGUGUGACGCAGUACAGUACGCUAACGUGUUCUACGGCAAUCAGUUGUUGACUACAGUGUUCUCUGGCUUUGCACACAUUAUCAUCACGUUCUACUACCUGUUCCUUCACCUAGUGCCAGGACAGGGCUCCUAUCUUGUCAUACAAGGCUUCUGGGCUAUCACUCACAUCUCACACUUGGUUCUGCUGGUGCGACCAAGCACUGCCCUCACUGAUGCUGCAAACGAAACAGCGCCGAUAGUAUGCAGGCUAAUUAAUAGGGAUUUGAACAGCAAUGUAAAGAAACAGCUGAAAGAAUUUUUGCUUCAAUUAAUUCACCACAAUGCUGCACUCUCCGCUCGGGGUGUAUUUCCCAUCCACAGCCACAUACUCACAUCGAUUGCCGGAUCGGUAACUACAUACUUGGUGAUUCUUAUACAAUUUCAGACCACCCCACCUACUCCUGGCAAAGUUGAAUAGAACAUCUGCAUAUCGAAUAGAACAUGAGUUAUCAUUUAUUAUGCCCUGUUAAUAUUUGUUGUAAACACGAUAUCAGUAUAUUAGCCACAUUUGUCACGUAAUUUACAUACUAUGGCUAUAUGAAAAUAAUAGUUAUUGUUUUAAG